UCUCUCUCUCUCUCUCUCUCUCUGGCCUUUAUCUCGGAAGGCCCUGCCACCACCCUGUGGACAGAUGUAUCGUUCGGCGCGUUCGAAGAAAUCGGUGGAGAGAAAGAGAGAGAGAGAGCGAAGAUGGAAGACUAGUUAUUUACGAGGAGAAAGAACGGAAAUGGCGGAUAGGAACGAAGAGGAGCGCUUCUGUGGCUUCCGGAGGUAAUGAUGGUAGUUUAUGAGGGCAGUUCAAUGGGCUGGGAAGAAGCUUUGUACUCCGGUUUCUCUCCCCCAUCUAUAACCUGGCUGUUAAAGGGAAACAAUUUAUUAAGCGGGAAAGAGAAAGCGAGAGAGGGGUGAUGGAAGCUCCUCGUUGGUAAAAAGCUUCUCCUUUUCGAAUAAGGGAAUCGAGCAAAAAAAGUGGAAAUAAGGCGAGAGAAUAAAAUGGUGGAGGAGCGCUGCUGCUUCAACAAGGAUGCACUCGCCAUAAAGGCACCAAAGAAAAUGCACGUCGUGUUGAGGAUGCUUAUGUUAGCUGCUAUGAUGAUAUGCGGCAUCUAUAUUUCUUCAGUAAGUUUAAAGCAGAUAGCGAUACAAAGCAGACCCAGAAAAUUGAUGAUCAAGAUAAUGGAAGCACCUUGCAGCAAACCUGACAUUCCAUAUUAUGAAAUACCAUAUGUGCAUUAUCCAGUACCCACCACUUAUAGCAGGGAUGAAUGUGCAUGCACACCAGUUCGGUUUUUCUCUAUUGUGUCGAUGCAGAGGUCUGGAAGUGGGUGGUUUGAGACUCUCUUGAAUAGCCAUGUUAACAUUAGUUCUAAUGGCGAGAUUUUCUCUCCCAAAGAAAGGAGGAGUAAUGUAUCAACAAUCAUAAGAACAUUGGACAAAAUUUACAAUCUGGACUGGUACAGCAGUGCUUCAAAAAAUGAAUGUAUAGCUGCUGUUGGCUUGAAGUGGAUGCUGAAUCAGGGUCUUAUGGAGAAUCAUGCAAGAGUAGUUGAAUACUUCAGUCAAAGAGGGGUCUCUGUGAUAUUCCUGUUCAGGAGAAAUCUACUUUGUCGUUUGGUCUCACAACUUGCAAACGAUCAUGAUCGCAGCGCUAGGCAAUUACAUGGGACUCAUAAAGCUCAUGUACAUUCAGAAAGUGAGGCCAACAUACUCGCAAGAUACAAGCCCAGGAUCAAUACCUCUGAAUUGAUUCCAACCCUUAAGCACACGGAUAAGUUUGCUACCGAUGCACUGGGGUACUUCAAGAGCAUCCCCCAUAUUGUUUUGUACUAUGAGGAUCUCGUUCGGAAUCACACCAAGCUAAUGGAUGUCCUGGAGUUCCUGAGAGUACCUCAGAGAAAGCUGGUUAGCCGACAUGUGAAGAUACACACGAGACCACUGCACGAGCAGGUUGAGAACUGGGAUGAUGUUUACAUCUCUCUUAAAGGAACUGAGUACGAAAGCUUUUUGAAUUCAGAUUAUGGUUUUUAAAUUGGAUCCUUUUGAUAGCUGGAGUUACCAUGACAACCACAUCAAGCAUACUUCUUAGUAAGAAAAAGGAAAUGGAAUCGAGCACAGUACUAAACCGACACGACAGAUGGACAGAAGAUCUGCUUGUCCAAAACAAUGCUAAUUUGUUUUAAUUUUUAUACUUGUGUAUGCAAUGCCUGCAUAUAUGUAAUUGCAGGCAUCCAUUUGCCUAACAAGCUCAAUUAGCUAGGCGGUGUUUGUUUACAUGUUUUACUCAUAUUUUGUUGUUUCCAUGAGUAAUUCAUGAGCUGAUCAAGUGUUCAAGGUCACUUGAUCCCUGGAUUAUGUAAAUGAAGAUUUGAAGUUGGAAAUUUGAAUUGCA
Messenger RNA from Musa acuminata AAA Group (dessert banana), 1822 nucleotides. RefSeq lists its product as uncharacterized. The transcript is spliced from 7 exons. The record is from RefSeq and is a predicted model, not a curated record. Bases 427 to 1461 code for a protein of 344 amino acids. Lineage: Eukaryota; Viridiplantae; Streptophyta; Magnoliopsida; Zingiberales; Musaceae.